AAAACAAGCUAAGUUAGCAACGGUAAUUUGAGCUAGUACGCUCGACGGUCCGAAAUAAAAUUAAAGCGUCGAGUUUGCAGUUUAUUACCAGUGAAUAUAUGGAAACCGCUGGGGGGACCUGUUAGUUAGGUAAUCGUUAUAAUGGGUAAACGCAUAUAUCGUUGGGCGUAAGAAACUACGCUAGCUUAAACGUUUUCCAGUGGUUAAAAGUGCUAAUGCAGAGGGUGGCUAGCUGAUUGGAAAUCUAACCGCAGCUAACGUUAGCUAACGUUAACGUUAGCAAGCAACGUCCCGUACCUGUCCUACGAUAGUGUUGUAAAAUAACGCAACAUUAGCGUCAGUUACAAGUCGUUAUCAACCAGACAGUGUGCAUUUAGAUUUUUGUGAUACGACAGUGAACGUGUGGUUGUAAAAGUCUGCAUUUUCCCCAGUUUCCAAAUUUGAUAUAUAACGUUAGAAAGGUGGAGAUAAUGCACCACGUCAAGAUCAAGACUGAAAGGCCAGACAUAGAGGGGGCUGGUGCACGCAGCAGAUUGGAUGCUGUGUUAAAGGGACUCGUAGAGAGGAGUGAGAAUGAAAGGGAGCAAAAUGAGGGUGAUACUGGAAAAAUAUCAGCGGACUCCUUAAACAAGGAUUUGUCUCCAUCGUCUGCUGGAAAAAGGCCAUCAGCUCGAUUUCCACAGCACCGGAGGAAGAAGCGAAAAGAGAUGGAUGAGGGCAUACCAGAGAGCAAUCAGCACAAACAAAAUGCUUACAUUAUUAAGUUGUUUGAUCGCAGUGUGGAUCUGGCUCAGUUCAACACCAGCACCCCUCUGUAUCCUAUCUGCCGUGCCUGGAUGAGAAACAAUCCUUCUGUCCGAGUGCCACCUGCUUCCCCAAGCCCUCCACACAGCAUGGUGGAGGAAGAGCUUACAGACAUGAUGAAUGGUAAAGCCCAGAAUGUGUACAGACUCCCUCCUCCGACAUCCUGUCCUGUCAGCACGUCUGGUGAACCCAUCAAUCUCAGGAUCCCACAGACUGAAAAACCUACUGUUACCAAGUUAACAGAUUCAGUUCCUCUAUCAGGUGCUCUCAUAUGUGACCACAUGGAACGUUGGAAAAAGAUAAGGCAAAAAUGGAAGGAGUGCUCUAACAAGAACCAGUUACGAUACAGCGAGAGUAUCAAGAUCCUUAAGGAGAUGAAGGACCUCUACGAUCGCUAACUGGCUCGCACUGUAGCUCUCCACCACAGAAUGGACUCUAUGCAGCUGGAAAGAAGCCACGGCGUAGCAGUCAGUGUUCAAACACACCUGCCAUCUUCACAGUCUGAUUCAAACUAAAGCAUGAACAGAUCCUCGAGCCUUAAACAGACCAUAUGUCCUAUGCAUUGUAGAAAUACAGUAAUUUGAAAAAAAGUGUGCUGCAGUUUCUUGAGCAGGUAUGUGUUCCAGUUUGAUGUGUUUUUUUAUUCUAAAAUAAUUGUGAAGAUGUCUGAAUAAAUUAAAUGGCUCCUCAGUUUUCCAGGAACACUGUGAUUUGUAAAUCCUCAUCAUAAACAAGACUGAUUGAAGUCCA
Molecule: messenger RNA, 1554 nt
Organism: Epinephelus fuscoguttatus (brown-marbled grouper)
Lineage: Eukaryota; Metazoa; Chordata; Actinopteri; Perciformes; Serranidae
Gene: lin37
Product: lin-37 DREAM MuvB core complex component
Exons: 9
Coding region: 471-1202 (243 amino acids)
Biological process (GO): negative regulation of transcription by RNA polymerase II
Cellular component (GO): transcription repressor complex; Myb complex
Source: RefSeq, a predicted model, not a curated record